Messenger RNA from Teleopsis dalmanni, 1029 nucleotides. Its product is annotated as arrestin domain-containing protein 17-like. Gene Ontology annotation, cellular component: cytoplasm. NCBI's taxonomy places the organism in Eukaryota, Metazoa, Arthropoda, Insecta, Diptera, Diopsidae. Gene Ontology annotation, biological process: protein transport. The record is from RefSeq and is a predicted model, not a curated record. The transcript is spliced from 3 exons. The coding region runs from base 1 to 1029 and encodes 342 amino acids.
AUGUCACCAUCAAAUAGUAGCGGUGAAACUAUUCACAUCACUGUCAGCGGUUACGCUAAAACGAGAUGGAUAAAAAAAGGAUAUCCGCGUGAUAGCGAACGCGCCAUAUGUCGCGCGUAUCGCUCAUAUUUGUCAUCCCGUUCAUAUGUGCUGGGCACAUGUGCCAGCAGUUCGUGCAUGGAUUGGAGUGCAGGUGAAUAUUCGUAUACGUUUCACGUAAUACUGCCAGAAAAUUUGCCAACAGCGUUCGAUGGCAAAUACGGACAAAUACGCUACGAAAUCAUAACGACUAUCGAACGACCCAGCCGGCAUCCAAAAGUCUUUAAACUGCCGUUCACUGUAAUACAACCGUUGAAUUUGAAUGAGGAUGCUAUAUAUAGGAUACCAUUAGAUAUACUCAAUCGCAAACGUUUUUGGAGCUUUUGUUGCCCAACUGGACCAUUAACUGUGAAAUUCUCAACGCCCUAUUGUGGCUAUGCACCCGGCCAAAAAAUACAUUUCGUCCUUUAUAUAAAUAACGAAUCAUCAAUCGAUAUAACCGAAUGCGAAGUCAAAUUAAAACAAGAAGUCAUCUACGAAUCACACGAUCCACAACAUGAAUUUCGUUAUGACAAAAAUUUAAUAGCGCGCAAGCAAUUUGGCAAUGUUUUACGUUGGAGUCGGAAAGUGUAUCGCGGUUGGUUGGAUUUACCAUCCAUAGCACCAACAUCGGCUAGAACAACUUGUCCCAUAUCUGUGAAUUAUUUAAUUAAAAUCAUUAUAAAGCCGACUGAAUUUCAUUGGAAGUUGAAGCUUAAAGUACCUAUAACAAUUGGUAGUAUACCAAUUAUGGACAAUCCUAUGACCAUUAAUGAGACGUUAUUACAUAUACAAAUGUCAACGCGCACAAAUAAUAAUAGUUAUGUUAGUGGUGAACCAUCACCCACUUCAUUGCGACAACAACAGGAGCAACAUGAAAGUCGAGCCACGCCUGCCAUACUAGUAACGGAUGGAGACAAUCCACCGGAUUAUAUACCUAUGAGUAAGUAA